Messenger RNA from Camellia sinensis, 1016 nucleotides. Its product is annotated as leucine-rich repeat protein 1. NCBI's taxonomy places the organism in Eukaryota, Viridiplantae, Streptophyta, Magnoliopsida, Ericales, Theaceae. The record is from RefSeq and is a predicted model, not a curated record.
UUCCUUGCCCUCCUUGCCCUCCUUGCCUUAAAGAAACAAAGUAGACUUCUCUCUCUCCCUGUUAUAGUAUCUGGACAAAGCUUAACUCUUGAGUGGCUAAACUCUUUCAAGUUUUUCAACUGCAACUUUUCAAAGGUUUUUGAAAUGGAGAUCUGGACUUUGUUACAUCUUUUUGUUCUUCUUCUACUAGUAUCAUCAACACCAUCUACUUCAAAUCAAGAAGGUGAUGCUCUGUAUGCAUUGAGGAGAGCUGUGAAUGACCCGAACAAUGUCUUGCAGAGUUGGGACCCGACCCUGGUGGAUCCAUGUACUUGGUUUCACGUUACUUGUGACUCUGAUAAUCGGGUCACCCGCUUGGACCUUGGAAAUGCAAAGCUGUCGGGCAAUCUUGUUCCCGAGUUAGGCAAGCUUGAACGUCUUCACUAUCUGGAACUGUACAUGAAUAAGUUGGUGGGGCCAAUACCAGAAGAACUAGGAGGGUUAAAGAGCCUAGUGAGCUUGGAUCUUUACCACAAUAACCUUACUGGACCUAUUCCUCCAUCACUAUCCAAGCUCUCCAAUCUCAGAUUUCUGAGAUUAAACAGCAACAGGCUGACAGGAAGAAUACCCAGACAACUUACCAAGCUUGGCAACCUCAAGAUCUUGGAUGCAUCAAACAACGAUUUGUGUGGUACCAUUCCAACUUCGGGCUCGUUUUCUAAGUUCACAGAAGCAAGUUUUAUAAAUAACCCGAGACUAGAAGGACCAGAGCUAAUGGGAUUUGUGAGAUACGACGUAGGAGGCUGCAACUGAGGCUUGAUGCCAGAGAAGAGGCCACCCUUUGCUUUUGCCAAAAAAGAAAAAUAUUUUGUUUUUCUAACUUAUAAUAUGUAAGUGGGAAAGCUUCCUUAUAUAUGAUGAAUCAAGUGGAGAUUCUCAACUCCAUGUCGUGUCUUAGUUGUAAUAUAUACCAUAAUAUAAAUACAUUUUAUACAUAUGCUGCCACUAAUGGAUAUGCUGGGCUGUUUUUAAUUUAA